AUGCCGCGCCUAUCACCCCGCGCCGGUGCGUCCUCGUCCUUCACCUGGACCACCGUCUUCUACCUUCUUCUGGUGCUCAUUGCACCGCUGGCCUUCUUCGGCACCCCGGCCAACGCCGAGGUCUCCGAGCAAGAGGAAUAUGGAUCUGUUAUCGGUAUUGACUUGGGAACUACCUAUUCUUGCGUCGGUGUGAUGCAAAAUGGCAAGGUCGAGAUUCUGGUCAACGACCAAGGAAACCGCAUUACCCCGUCAUAUGUCGCUUUCACAGAUGAGGAGCGCCUCGUCGGUGAUGCCGCGAAGAACCAAUACGCUGCGAACCCCCACCGGACAAUCUUUGACAUCAAGCGUUUGAUUGGUCGCAAGUUCGAUGACAAGGAUGUCCAGAAAGACGCUAAGACGUUCCCCUUCAAGGUUGUCAACAAGGAUGGCAAGCCUAAUGUUAAGGUCGACGUCAACAACUCUCCCAAGACCCUGACUCCCGAGGAAGUCUCGGCCAUGGUCCUGGGCAAGAUGAAGGAAAUCGCCGAGAGUUACCUGGGCAAGACGGUCACCCACGCCGUUGUCACCGUCCCCGCCUACUUCAACGACGCCCAGCGACAGGCCACCAAGGAUGCCGGUACCAUUGCCGGCCUCAACGUUCUUCGUGUGGUCAAUGAACCUACCGCCGCCGCUAUCGCCUAUGGUCUGGAUAAGAUGGGCGAGGGCGACCGUGAGCGCCAGGUCAUCGUCUACGAUCUGGGUGGUGGUACCUUCGAUGUCUCUCUCCUGUCUAUUGAGGACGGUGUCUUCGAGGUUCUGGCUACCGCUGGUGACACCCACCUUGGUGGUGAGGAUUUCGACCACCGUGUGAUGGACUACUUCGUGAAGCAGUACAACAAGAAGAACAAUGUCGAUGUCUCCAAGGACGCCAAGUCCAUGGGUAAGCUGAAGCGUGAGGUCGAAAAGGCCAAGCGCACGCUGUCUUCGCAGAUGUCCACUCGCAUUGAGAUCGAGGCCUUCCACAACGGCAACGAUUUCUCCGAGACCCUGACUCGCGCCAAGUUCGAGGAGCUGAACAUGGAUCUGUUCAAGAAGACUAUGAAGCCUGUCGAGCAGGUUCUCAAGGACGCCAAGGUCAAGAAGAGUGAGGUUGACGACAUCGUUCUUGUUGGUGGUUCCACUCGCAUCCCCAAGGUCCAGGCUCUUCUAGAGGAGUUCUUCGGUGGCAAGAAGGCUAGCAAGGGUAUCAACCCCGAUGAGGCUGUCGCUUUCGGUGCCGCCGUUCAGGGUGGUGUCCUCGCCGGCGAUGACAGCACGACCGGGGUCGUCCUUAUGGAUGUCAAUCCCCUGACUCUGGGUAUUGAGACCACUGGUGGUGUGAUGACCAAGCUCAUUCCCCGCAACACUGUCAUCCCUACCCGCAAGUCGCAGAUCUUCUCGACUGCGGCUGACAACCAGCCCACGGUCUUGAUCCAAGUGUUCGAGGGCGAGCGGUCGAUGACCAAGGACAACAACCUGCUCGGCAAGUUCGAGCUGAACGAUAUCCCCGCGGCCCCGCGUGGUGUUCCACAGAUCGAGGUGUCGUUCGACCUCGACGCCAAUGGUAUCCUCAAGGUCAGCGCCAGCGACAAGGGCACUGGCAAGGAGGAGUCCGUGACGAUUACCAACGACAAGGGCCGUCUCAGCGCGGAGGAGAUCGAGCGCAUGGUCCAGGAAGCCGAGGAGUUUGCCGAGGAAGACAAGGCCAUGAAGGAGAAGAUCGAGGCCCGCAACGGACUGGAGAACUAUGCCUUCAGCCUGAAGAACCAGGCCAACGAUGAGAGUGGCCUCGGCGGCCAGAUCGAUGAGGAUGACAAGCAGGCUAUCCUCGAUGCCGUCAAGGAGGUCACCGACUGGCUCGAGGACAACGCCAUCACUGCCACCACCGAGGACUUCGAGGAGCAGAAGGAGAAGCUCUCCAGCGUCGCCUACCCGAUCACCAGCAAGCUGUAUGGCUCUGGUGCUCCCCCGGAGGACGACGACGAGCCGCUGGAGCAUGACGAACUGUAA
Molecule: messenger RNA, 2028 nt
Organism: Penicillium lagena
Lineage: Eukaryota; Fungi; Ascomycota; Eurotiomycetes; Eurotiales; Aspergillaceae
Gene: bipA
Product: Hsp70 family ATPase KAR2
Exons: 3
Coding region: 1-2028 (675 amino acids)
Biological process (GO): cellular response to unfolded protein; endoplasmic reticulum unfolded protein response; protein refolding
Cellular component (GO): endoplasmic reticulum chaperone complex; membrane; cytoplasm
Molecular function (GO): misfolded protein binding; ATP-dependent protein folding chaperone; ATP hydrolysis activity
Source: RefSeq, a predicted model, not a curated record